UCGCGGUUCGAUUCCGCGGGCGCGCUCCGCCGUCUGUGUUACAGGGUUGAAUGCGUUUUGUGUGGCUCAGGGGACAGGUCUGUCCCCAGUCCAGCAGCACACCACACCUGAGAAAGUAACACGGUGCUAAGCCAGCUGUAAGAGUGAGCAGUCGUUACCAGGCUGUUGGCAUAGGGCUGAGACCGUCGGCCGUGACACGCCGCCAUCAUGUCGGAGACGCCGCGCGAGGCCGGCCGGCUGGACCUGAGCCGGCCGCGCUGGGACCAGUCGACGUUCGCCGGCCGGCUGCGCCACUUCUUCAGCAUCACGUCACCGUGGCUGGCGCUGCACGGCCGAGACGAGCUGCUGGCGGCGCGGGAUCUCGUGCAGCAGUACCGCGAAGGCCGCGAGCCGGCCGGCACUGACGAUGAGCAGGUUUGGCGCGCCAAGGCGCUCUGCGACUCAGCCUUCCACCCGGACACGGGCGACCUGCAGAACGUGGUGGGUCGCAUGUCCUUCCAGGUGCCCGGCGGCAUGGUGCUGAUCGGCGGCAUGAUCACCUUCUACCGCAGCACAACCGCCGUCGUCUUCUGGCAGUGGGCCAACCAGUCGUUCAACGCCUUCGUUAACUUCACCAACCGCAACGCCAAGAGCCCGCUGACGCCGACGCAGCUGGGUGUGGCGUACGUGUCGGCCACGUCCUGCGCGCUCGGCACGGCUCUGGGCCUGAAGCGCGUGCUGGCCGGCCGCGCCUCCACCUUCGUGCAGCGCUUCGUGCCGCUGGUGGCCGUGGUCGCAGCCAAUUGCGUCAACAUCCCGCUGAUGCGUCAGGGCGAGCUGCUGCACGGGGUGCCCACGUUCGACGCCAAGGGCGAGGAGGCGUGCGUGUCGCGCGCCGCCGCCGUCAAGGGCAUCGCCCAGGUGACGCUCAGCCGGAACGUGAUCGUCUCGCCGAGCAUGCUGCUGCUGCCGGUGCUGAUGUCGCGGCUGGACCGGGUCGCCUGGUACGCGCGCCGGACGCGGCUGCACGCGCCCGCCCAGAUCGCGCUCUCGGGCGCCGUGCUGAUGUUCAUGGUGCCGGUGGGGUGCGCGCUGUUCCCGCAGACGUGCGUCAUUGGCACGGACGCGGUGCGCCGCCUGGAGCCGGCCGUCUGGCAGGAGCUGGUGCGGCGAUACCAGCCACAGCCGCCGCCCGACACGGUGCAGUUCAACAAGGGCCUGUAGCCGUUGCCGGCCCGGCCCGCCACACCUGGCGGCGGUGGGUGGUCGCUGGCGGCUGCAGUCGGCUGUAUGAGUCAUCCAAUGUAUGCAGUCGGCUGUAUGGGUCAUCUGAUGUGUGCGGUCGGCUGUAUGAGUCAUCCGAUGUGCGCAGUCGGCCGGAUGCGUCACCUGAUGGGUGCAGUUGGAGGGGGCAGUCCGCCAAUGACGUGGAUGGUGCGAGCGGUGGGACUCAAAGACGCGUGGUUUUGCAACGCCAGGAGACGGAGAUGACCCCAAAGUAUGUUAAAACGUGACAGCAGAAAACUUGUGCAAUCAAAUGCAAGGUACGUCCCCAUCGGCAACUCAACCGGUUGGAGAAUCAUUUGCACCUGAAGGGAACGUUGUGCAAAGCAGUAAUGCACAGAAUCCCUUCAGUCAAGGCUCAAAGCUCAGAACACAAAGUGCAAUGAUGUUUUUGUUAGGGUUGGUGCAAAGCACAAAUGAUGCACCAGUGCAUGCAAGAAAGCACCAAGUUUAUAAAAAAGAUCGAUUUCUUGGCGCGGAGGAUUCUGCAUGAUCGGCUAUGAGUAAUUGCGAAGGAAAAAUUUUGGUAGUAGUGUGGCGCAGUUCAUAAAAGCUUAACCUUUUCAAGGGUCUCGCAGCUGGCAUUGGGACAUGUCCUGAAGUCAUCGAUAUUGAUUCGAGUUUAAAAGGGCAGGAAAUGACCCG
This is a messenger RNA of Pollicipes pollicipes, 1908 nucleotides long. Its product is annotated as sideroflexin 2. NCBI's taxonomy places the organism in Eukaryota, Metazoa, Arthropoda, Thecostraca, Pollicipedomorpha, Pollicipedidae. The record is from RefSeq and is a predicted model, not a curated record. Bases 208 to 1203 code for a protein of 331 amino acids. Gene Ontology annotation, molecular function: monoatomic ion transmembrane transporter activity. Gene Ontology annotation, cellular component: mitochondrial inner membrane. Gene Ontology annotation, biological process: serine import into mitochondrion; monoatomic ion transport. The transcript is spliced from 2 exons.